Molecule: messenger RNA, 1914 nt
Organism: Cyanidioschyzon merolae strain 10D
Lineage: Eukaryota; Rhodophyta; Bangiophyceae; Cyanidiales; Cyanidiaceae
Product: phosphoglycerate dehydrogenase
Exons: 1
Coding region: 1-1914 (637 amino acids)
Biological process (GO): L-serine biosynthetic process
Molecular function (GO): phosphoglycerate dehydrogenase activity; NAD binding
Source: RefSeq, a predicted model, not a curated record
AUGGUCUUUGUGCCGAUCACAUCGGUUCAAGAGGCAAAGCAUAUUUUUCGUCAUAGAAAUAGCAGAUCAACGAGUCAACUUUGUGCUUGUCGGUUCGCCUUGGCUCGGGCUUUCGUGUCUACGCAAGAUAAAACGUGCUUUGUACCUGGUAGACCGUGUGUGCUCAAGGAAAAGUCAGCGCACACCGGCACUCUGAGACGCUCUCGGUUACAGCGGGGGUUCUGUUGCGCUCAGGUCGAAGCAACAACGGUACAUUCUGAUUCGAUGAGGAAAACGAACUCAACUUCAGUCAUGGGGAACGGCGCUGUCGGGGCGCUGACGGGGAGAGUUCUCGUUCCCGAGAAGCUCGACAGCGACGGCGUAGCGCUGCUCGAGAGAGCCGGUCUGGAAGUAGUGUGCAAGUACGACUUGACAGAAGAUGAGUUAAGCGCUGUUCUUGGUGACUUUGACGCACUGAUCGUUCGAUCCGGUACCAAAGUGACGCGUUCCCUUCUCGAGAAAGCGAACGCUACGCGUCUGCGUGUCAUCGGACGGGCCGGCGUUGGUGUCGAUAAUAUCGACCUGGCGGCAGCCUCCGAACGGGGAAUCGUUGUUGUGAACGCACCUACGGGCAACUGUAUUGCUGCUGCUGAGCAUACGGUUGCGUUGCUUCUGGCGCUGGCCCGCAACAUUGCCGCCGCGGACGCUACAAUCAAAGGUGAUCAGUGGAAUCGGAAUAAAUUUGUAGGCGUUUCCCUUGUGGAUAAGACCCUUGGUGUAUGUGGUUUUGGAAGAAUUGGUCGAGAGGUUGCACGUCGCUGUCGGGCGCUGGGAAUGCGUAUAUUGGCCUACGAUCCCUACUGUGCUGUCGAGGUGACACGCGCCGUCGGUGCCGAGCUCUGCAGCUCCCUCGAUGAACUUCUUCGUGUUUCAGACUUUGUUACCGUGCACAUGCCCCUGACAGAGUCCACGGAAAAUAUGAUCGAUCGGAAUGCGCUCUCUAAGUGCAAGGAUGGAGUGCGGAUUCUGAACGUCGCCCGCGGCGGCAUCGUCGACGAGGUCGCUCUGUUGGAGGCGCUGGAAUCCGGCAAAGUCGCAGGAGCCGCGUUAGACGUUUUUGUUCAGGAGCCUCCACACAAAUAUCCCGGAAGUCCAUCAGAGAAGGUUGCGAAACAUCCCCGGGUGGUCGCGACACCGCACCUGGGAGCCAGCACUGUCGAGGCACAACUCGAUGUGGCCCUUGAAGUAGCCGAGGCGGUCAUCACAGCGCUGCGGGGUGACUUUGCGCCAACAACAGUGAAUGCUCCAUCGCUUCCUUCGGAGAUGCUUUCGACUUUGAAGCCAGUUGCCGAGCUCGCAAAGGACUUGGGAAAGUUGGCGGCUGCCUUUAGUGACCGCAUUCACGAAGUGAGCAUCACAUACGCCUUUCGUGAUGCUGAGAAGCGGAAUGCCACUCGCUUUCUGCGCGCUUCUGUGCUUCAAGGCCUCCUUGGGCAGACCUCGGCAGUGCCGAUCAAUUACGUGAACGCAGAUGUGGUUGCGGAGCGUCGAGGCAUCACCUGGACGGAGGUUUUACUCUCCAGCAUCGAAACCAGCGAUGCAGAGUUUCUGCGUUUGGAAGUGAAUCGCCAUGUCUACGAAGGCCGUGUAACUUCGGGGAUGCCUCGGGUAACGCGCAUCGACAAUUUCGAUAUUGACAUUUGCCUGAACGGCCGUGUACUCGCGUACGAACAAAUCGAUCGACCGGGCAUGAUCGGUCUCGUAGGCUCUAUUCUAGGUGAUGCUGGAGUGAACAUCAGCUUCAUGACACUAGGUCGCGAUGACAAAGUCGGACGGGCGCUGGUCCUCCUCGGGGUGGACUCAGAGCCGGAACCGUCAACGCUCGAUGCCAUCGCAUCCAAAAUUGGGUAUCGUCCGCGAAUGAUGUUCUUCUGA